UUCUAAAUUCAUAGACAAAUCUAACAUAUGUUUUUUUAUUGAUGUCAAGCAUUAAAAAAAAGGAGAAGCGCAAUGUCUGGAGGAUUCAAUUUUGAAGUUGCUGAAGAAGUGAGACGAGAUUUUUAUUGCGUCAUUUGCCUUAAUCUAAUGAGGAAUGCUAUGCAGCUAACAUGUGGUCAUGGAAUGUGCAAAAGUUGUUUAGAAGGCUUGAAAAAGAGUAGCAGUGAAAGGAAAGGCUUUAUCUGUCCAACUUGUAGAAGAAAAGUAGAUAACAACUCUGUGACUCCAGCUGCCAUGAUAAAUAGAAUUAUUUUAUCAGUAAAAGUUAAAUGUGAACUUGUCAGCAAGGGAUGUGAAUGGAUUGGUGAGCUCGGUAACAUGGAGGAUCAUUUACAAAAAAGAUGCAGAUUUCAACUGGCUUCUUGUUCAUUCAAACAUUGUGAGAAAAAGAUGGAACGACACAAGCUAAAAAAACACCAGGAAAAAUGUCCUUACAACCUGGAGAAAUGCCAAUAUUGCAACUUGACAUUUUUUCGCUCACAAAUCCAGGAUCAUCAUAGUACAUGUGAUCGGUAUCCUGUCAAAUGUCCAAACGACUGCUCAGAUGAGUUGAUGGAGCGACGAACGUUGGAAUACCAUCUUACUACAUGUCUAGAAAGCCUUAAUUCAUGUGAAUUUUCCUCCUUUGGUUGCCACGUUCAGUGCACCAGAAAAGCCCUAUCAGAACAUUAUCGAGAUAGUUUACACCAUCAUUUAUCCUUAACUCUUAACGAAAUUAAAAAAGAAGUCGAAGCUAUGAAAAUUAUGCAAGUAGAGUUCAAAAGUUUAAAAGGAGAAUUGAAAAUUGCAUCAAUGCAAAACGAAAUGCUGAGAAUGCAACAGGACUUAAGUGGUAUUAAAAAAGAUUUGCAAAGCAUGAGUACAAUACACAAACAAUUCAAAAGUAAGAAUUUAAUUGAAAAGGAAUUCAAGAAAAUGAGAGAAGAAAUCAAAUGUAUAGGUACAAGGAAAAAAGAAGUCGAAACCUUGAAAAAAAUGACAGAAGAAUUUGAAAGCAUAAAAAGUCAAUUUAGCAGUAUUAAAGGAGAUGUCGAAAAAAUGAAAAAAGAAUUUGAAAGCAUAAAAAGUCAAUUUAGUAGUAUUAAAGGAGAUGUCGAAAAGAUUAAUACGAUGAAUAAAAAGUUCGAACUUAUGGAUGUUUUUUGCACGAUUUUAUUCCUUUUUCUUCUUAUAUAUUUACUUAAUUCUAACAAAUUUCAAGUGUUUAUAAAGAACCUUUAUAGUGCAUUGGUGAAAAAACUGUAUUGCCUAAAAGUUAGAUAAGUGAGUUCCCUCAGAGGAAAUAAGUCUAGAAAUACAUCGAGUUGUUUCCAAUGAGGGACAAGAAAUUUUUUCACUUUGUUUUAAUCUUUGUUUUAAAAGAACAGAUAUUUUUAUGCGGAGUUUUACAAGGUAAAACAGAGUACAUUGCAGAAUUCUUGAAACCAUCAAAAAGUACAAUUAAUAUAAAAAACGGAGAUGUACUAGUGUGUUUGGUAAACAUUCUCUCGCUCUGUUUGUACGAUUUUCUUAAAAGCCUAGCUUAUAAAAACGCUGAAGCUGAAAUUUUGCACAAAAUAAGGAAGGCAAAAAAACUUUUCCAACAUGAGUUCAUUCAUAGACUAUAUGAUCAAAUUGAUGUCGAAUUAGAAUUAUACUUUAAAGAAGUGUGGAGUACGCUUACUAGAAGUAUAUGAAUGGAAUUAAAAGUUUCUGGUCUCCCUACAUGAGUUAUACUUCUAAAUUUGUUUGUGCGGGAUAUUUUAGAAUCUUCCGAAUCUUCGAUUUUUGUUGUUUUGUUUUGUGUUUUAUUCUUUGUGUAUUUAACAGACCUAAUAAUACAAAUCUAAUAUUCAACAUAUAUUUAAGUUUCACUGUGAAUAUUGAUGUUUGUUUACUUUUAUGUUUACAUUUUCAUUCAUCUUUAUUUAUCAGCAUUUUAAACGUCUAUGACAUUCAUGAAGUUGUUCAUGACUUGGCCCAUCUAAGGUCUUCGCGUGGCUUUCACUAUAUUAGCUUGUAGCGCAUCUGGUAAUAUAUUAGAUGAUGUUUUUCUGUUUGAAACGUGUCACGGUAAGUCCUCCAUUUAUUCUAUUUAAAAACGUACCCUACAAUCAAUAUGUGGCAGUCUCGUGGUAUAACAACAAAGGCAAAAUUUGACGUCACUUACUUUUCUGUAAUAUAGAAAACAACUCGAGGGAAAUGCCCAUGAAUGGUCAUUUUUCAUUUUUUAUUUUUCAUUUCCAAAAGCGCUUCCUAUUCCUCACAAAUAGCCAACGUAUUUAUAUAUUUAUAUUUUUUAUAUAUUUAUACAUUUCUUUUUAUGUACAGUCAGAUUGACAGAAAUCGUUGGAAGUCUUUACAGUUGCUCUACACACAUUAAAUGCAAGUUCUUGUAAGCUUUUUUUUUUACAUCCAGUAUACAUCAAGGUUAAUUUUCUUAUAUAUUUAAAUUUUUUGUUUUGAUUUCGUGAUUGUUGUAAUUUAGUCAAUUUGUUAUGUAAAACCAAUUAUGUAAAACCAACUUUAAAUAUUUAAUAAAUAAAAAAAGUACAUUAUUUGUUCACUUAUUUCCGAUCCUAGUUAGCUUUUGCUUUCCUAUAUAGCAGCAGUUACAAACCCACCAAAGAAGGACUCAACAGGGUGGUCCGAUAAAAGUAAGGAAGAACUUUUAUUGGGAAAGAAUAAGAAUAAGAAGGUUUA
Hydractinia symbiolongicarpus is the source of this 2742-nucleotide messenger RNA. Its product is annotated as TNF receptor-associated factor 3-like. The transcript is spliced from 7 exons. Lineage: Eukaryota; Metazoa; Cnidaria; Hydrozoa; Anthoathecata; Hydractiniidae. The record is from RefSeq and is a predicted model, not a curated record. Gene Ontology annotation, molecular function: zinc ion binding. The coding region runs from base 73 to 1323 and encodes 416 amino acids.